AUGAAGGAAUCCCCGUGGUUUGCUACUGUUUUGAGGACUCCACAUAAGAACAAGGGGUUGGAGCCUGAAAAGCCUGUGAUUGGGAUCUUAUCAUUUGAAGUUUCAAGAUUGAUGUGUAAAGUAUCCAAUUUAUGGCAUUGCUUAAGUGAACGGCAGAUGUCACGAUUAAAAGAAGAACUCAGAUAUUCAUUAGGCAUACGUACGCUUAUUUCAGAUGAUCAUGCUUAUCUCACUGAUCUCGCGUUAGCAGAGAUCAUAGAUAACUUAAGGGGUGUGGCUAUAUCAGUGGCUAGGCUCGGGAAAAAGUGCGUGGACCCCAUAUAUCAUAAUCUUGAUCAUGUUUUCAAUAACCCUUUUCAGAUCGGUCUGAAAUGGUGUGGAUGGGAGUAUAGGUUGAAGAAGAUGGAGAAAAGGGUUAAAAAGAUGAAGAGAUUUGCUGCUAUUAUGUCACAGUUGUAUGUAGAACUUGACUUAUUGGAUGAUCGAGAAAGCAAGCUAAAGAGAAUGCAAUCCAACGGUGUGAAUCAAGGACAAUUGCAGGAGUUCCAUCAGAAGGUUAUUUGGCAUCGAGAGGAGGUAAAUGGUUUAAUGGAGAUGUCUCCAUGGGUUCGAACUUAUGACUACACGGUCAGGCUAUUGGUUAGAUCUCUUUUCACAAUAGUCGAUAGGAUCAAGAUCGUUUUUGGAAUAACGGCCAAAAUGGGAUCUUUGGAAGCAAAAGAUUUGCCUCACAAUGGUUGUUUUGUGCGCAAGAAUUCCAUUUCUGCCCUUACCCGAGCUUCAGUCUAUCCAUCCGAAAGUUCUUCUAGGAGAUCCAUGUCGAAUCUUGGAUAUACAACAAGCAGUAAACCUCAAACUUGUUCUCCACCUGUUUUCUGUGGGAGAAACCCGUCAAUUAAAUCGCAAAGAUCGGCUCAUUUUGAAUGCACGACAUCUAGAAUCGACUCUCCAUUCACUGGUUCUUUCAGGGUCAAUGGUAUUUUUCAAAAUUCCACUGUGAACCCCAUCAAGAAAGCCACUUGUGCCUUUGAUUUCAAGAAAUUAUCGUUGAAUGCUCAAGAACCGACCCUUGGUGAUGCUGCUUUAGCGAUACGUUAUGCGAAAAUUAUCAUAUUUAUUGAAACUUUAGCAACGUCUCCUCGCUUUAUGAGUCCUGAUGCACGAGAAGAUUUAUACGAGAUGUUAACCACAAGCAUCAAACAGUCAUUAAGAGCGAAACUCUGCAUUUACUCAAAAAGAGAAGAUUCGUUAGUCAACAAUCCUGGUGUCGCAUCGGAUCAGAUAUCAUCGUUCCAACGAAUUCUUGAUUGGCUAGCUCCACUCGCUCAUAAUAUGAUCAAAUGGCAUUCUGAGAGAAAUUUCGAGAAGCAGCCGAUGGGUUCGGGUGGCAACGUGCUUUUAGUCCAGACUUUGUUCUACGCAGAUCAAGCCACGAGUGAAAUUGCGAUCACGGAACUUCUCAUGGGACUUCAUUACGUCUUGAGGUUUAACCAAGACAUCAUUGACAGAUCUUUCAUGGGGUCUGCAUGA
This is a messenger RNA of Cynara cardunculus var. scolymus (artichoke), 1530 nucleotides long. RefSeq lists its product as uncharacterized. The record is from RefSeq and is a predicted model, not a curated record. Gene Ontology annotation, biological process: positive regulation of growth. Lineage: Eukaryota; Viridiplantae; Streptophyta; Magnoliopsida; Asterales; Asteraceae. The transcript has a single exon. Bases 1 to 1530 code for a protein of 509 amino acids.